CGUGUGUAGGUGUGUUCUGUCAGUGCUGGUCUAUAUGAUUGGCUGGUGAUUAAGACCGCAGGCUGCAGAAAGUUUGAGUUCCCCUUCAUAUUCUGUUUGAAUGGACUCUUAUUGGUUUUUAUCUCAAAUGGUCAUACCAAGUUUGAUGUAACAUUUGCAGUGUGUAGUGUUCAUCACUAUUUAUUUAUUUAUUUAUAGGGUUCAGAAUUUUGGAAAUUGAAAAGAUCCUCUCGUAAAUUUUAAUUGAAAACUCUACAACUCUCUAGGAAAGAUGAGAAUUUGAUAUGAUGAUCAAAAAUGGAGUAGUACAUUGAGCAGAAUCAUGGUCGACGGUGUAACCUUUGUGUGAAUACAAAUGUUUGUCUCGCAUCAUCAAGACCCAGACUAACUUCAUAAAGUGUCCUGUUUACUAAAAAUAGGAAGUCAGAAAGGUUUGUGGAGUUUGCAUAAAAGUGAAAAUGUGACACACUUUUCAACUUUAACUUUUAAUCAGUCUGAGUUUGUAAUUAAGCUUUCACAAGUGACUUUUACUGUAAUGAAAAGGUACAUGUGGUGUGAUGAGUGCGCAAACUUUAGGCGACAUGUAUAGAUGGACAGUAGUAGACUAUUCCCUCUGUUGGUAAAACAAAAGUUAAUUUAAUGUGUUAUUAAAAGCAUGUCAAAAAAGACAUCAUUUGUUCAGCUGGUUUAAGGCACGUGCACCGGAAAUGAGCAGUGGGCGUACUUUGUGGCGGGGAGAGAGUGGUUUGCGCGUGCAGCAGCCGGCACUUAAACCUGCUCUUACGCGCGGUCUCGUGUAGAAACAGCUCGAGACCACUACACAACAACAUGAGCAGCUCUGUGACGUCUGAAGAGGUGACGGCGAAGUCGUGACCUGACCCGGUCUUUGUUUCGAUCGCGUCUCAUAGUUAACAUCCACAGACCGGCUGCGGCCGCUCCGCGCGCACUGCUGCGCUUUGACGCCUCGGAACUACAAGAGAAAAAGGCGCGUGGUUGCUGUGGCAGGGAUGAAGCUCGCGCUCACCUUCACCUGCCGGGCUCUGCUCGUCUUCCUGCUCCCGGGGUCGGUUCAGACCGACAGAACAGCGCCUUUCCUGAUCACAGAAAACAUGUGGCCCCGUGGGUGUGUCCUGGACUGUCAGAGGGGGCGCCACAGAGCCGUGUGUGGCAGCAACGGCAGGUUGUAUAAAUCGCUGUGUGCCUUCCAGAGGGCACAGUGCAUCAACACACAGCUACGUCUCGCUCCACGAGCUCACUGCUCAGAUCUGAGCCUGUCCAAAUGCCAGCUGGCUCGGGCUCAGGCCCUGGAGGCCAACGCCCACAGUGGUGGCAGCCAUGUCAGUCCUGCAGCUGCAAUGUUUGUGCCACGGUGCCAUCAAGACGGUCACUUCCUGCCAGUGCAGUGCCACAACCAGACCGGAUACUGUUGGUGCUCCACACCAGACGGCAAACCCCUCAGUGGGACCUCAGUCCUCCAUCUGAUCCCCAAUUGCACUGAUCACAUCACCAAGUUGGCUCAGACCACUGAUGCAGAUUCAACUGCAGUCAAAGAUGAAGUUGGUGAACCUGGGCCGACGUUGGACCCCAGAAAAUCUGCAGAGCUGACAGCUCCUCCUAUUUGGGUGACCAUUCUGAUGAACUCUGUCAGACGACCCACUGACAGUCCUCAGACAUGUGAGCGUGAGCGAGCAUCACUGCUCUCUCAGAUGCAUUCAGCCUGGCAGGAAGAGCGUUUUAUCCCAGAAUGCACUGCAGACGGACGCUACAGCCCUGUGCAGUGUCACACUGCUACAGGUUACUGCUGGUGUGUCAGGGUUGAUAGCGGCAGGCCUCUAUCAGGCACCUCUGCAAGGAAUCGUAUCCCAGACUGCACAGGGGCAGAGGAGGAUCCAGACAGAGCAGCCAGGAGGUUCAGGGAAAAACCUCUGCCUGGGUGUCCUGGAGCCCGUAAGGAGCAGUUCCUACAGAGUCUGGUCAGAGCUCUGCAGCUGGAGGCAGAGCAUGCUGGGAGUCCCUACAGGUCUGCAAACGCACCUCCUUCCAAUGCUCCUUCUCCAUUUUCAAACACUCCAUCCUCCACAACUCCUUCCUCAUCUUCCUCCUCCUCCUCCUCACCUCUGAACGUUGCUCCCUCUACUACUCUGGAAGCCGUGGACUCCUCUAGACCAGAGGAGGUGUUGCAGUGGCAUUUCAGUCAGCUGGACGUGGACUCCAGCGGGGUGCUGAGUGAGCGUGAGGCUCGACCCCUUCGUCAGUUCCUGCGACGGAGGUUGAAGCCGCGACGGUGCGCCAAGAAGUUCGCUCAGUACUGUGACAGAGACGGAGACCGAGGCCUGACGCUGGAGGAGCUGAGAGUCUGCCUGGGACUCUGAAGUGGGUCAAAACCUCAGAGAGCAACAAGAGCAAUCACCUGAUGCCAAAGGCCAACCUGUUUCCUGUCGUCUUCCAGGGUUCUAUUUAUUCAUUCAUGCCAUCAUGGACUUGUCAUUACAUCCUUUUUUUCCAACUCUGAUUAAAAGACAAAACAUUAUGCUCAUCCAUCAUCCUCAUUCCCAUCAGCUCUUCAGGAUAUAUUAUUUGUCCUUUAAAUAAAAAUUGAAUUAAACAUAAUUCACAAGUUUUUAUUUCACAUGUUCAUCGGUUUGAUAUUUGUUAUUGAUUUUGGACUGAAUCUGCUGUUCUGUUCCUUUCUCCUCUCCCUAAUCUCUUAUCUCCCUUUCCAAACAUCCUCACCAUCUGCCCUUCCCUUCUUCUCUUAUCCCAGCCUGCUUUCCUUUGUUCCCUGCCUCCUUCCUAUAAUCCUUUCUUUCUUUCUGUUUUCUUCUCUGUUUGGUACAUAUUUUGCUUUCCCGUAUUUUGCAAAUGUAUUGCCAAUAUAGUGAUGUAACAUAUCAUAUAUUUUAGAUCAUUUCAGUCUGCAGCACUUUCAAAGACACUUCAGUGUUUGUUGAUUGAUUGUGACUUGAAACACGAGCAUGAUGAAGUAAUUUCCUGAUUUUCCUAAAUGUGAUUUCAUUAAAUGAUGGUUUCAUCUCCUUUUCG
Molecule: messenger RNA, 3042 nt
Organism: Seriola aureovittata
Lineage: Eukaryota; Metazoa; Chordata; Actinopteri; Carangiformes; Carangidae
Product: SPARC-related modular calcium-binding protein 1-like
Exons: 11
Coding region: 1008-2372 (454 amino acids)
Biological process (GO): extracellular matrix organization
Cellular component (GO): basement membrane
Molecular function (GO): protein binding; extracellular matrix binding; heparin binding
Source: RefSeq, a predicted model, not a curated record